Messenger RNA from Ogataea polymorpha, 786 nucleotides. RefSeq lists its product as uncharacterized. Gene Ontology annotation, molecular function: mRNA binding. The transcript has a single exon. NCBI's taxonomy places the organism in Eukaryota, Fungi, Ascomycota, Pichiomycetes, Pichiales, Pichiaceae. The record is from RefSeq and is a predicted model, not a curated record. Bases 1 to 786 code for a protein of 261 amino acids. Gene Ontology annotation, cellular component: mRNA cleavage and polyadenylation specificity factor complex.
AUGGGUGACAGCUACGGGGGGCUAGAGCCGAGCAGGGUGAUAUACAUCGGUGGCAUCCCGUUUGACCAGACAGAGGACCAGAUCCUUGACAUUGCGCGGUCCGUGGGGCCUGUGGUGUCGUCGAAGCUGCUGUUUGACCGCGAAACAGGGAAAUCCAAGGGCUACGCUUUCAUCGAGUACCAGGAUAUAGAAACGGCGAGGUCUGCUGUGCGGAACCUCAACAACUACGCGAUUGGGAACAGGUACCUGAAAUGCAACUUUUCGAGCGAGCAGGCGGUCAUCAACACGAUGAAGUCGCAAACGUCCAGCGAAUGGGCCGAGCUGGAAAAACAGAUCCCACCGCUGCCACCAGGGAUGCUCAUGGCGAACUCGAGCAUGGAGAGUCUGAACCAGCAGAUCAACGCGGCGCUCGCUACGCUGGAUAAAAACAGAUUACAUAAUCUGGUAAAAGAUGCGAAAAUCAUGUCGGACAACCACCCGCAGCUGAUGGCGCUGCUGCUCGAGAAAAACCCGCAGUUGCUGUUUGCGCUGGUGCAAGCCACGAUGAUUCUUGGGCUGAGCGACGCGGAACAAAUCAAAAGCAUAUUGGUGGAGCAGAAGGAACAAAAACAGCCAGACUCGGCUCCGGGAGCCGAGGCAGAGAACCCGCUCAGUUCAUUGGACGCAGACCAGGUGCAGGCUAUCCGGACGAUUUGUGCGAUGAGCGAGGCGGAGAUCCAGCAGGUCGCGGCGGAUCAGCAAGAGCUGUAUCGGGAGAUCCAGAAGCGAUACAAAAUGUAUUUGUAG